Messenger RNA from Cynoglossus semilaevis (tongue sole), 2416 nucleotides. RefSeq names its product membrane-associated ring finger (C3HC4) 1 (gene marchf1). Gene Ontology annotation, molecular function: zinc ion binding. Bases 528 to 2111 code for a protein of 527 amino acids. NCBI's taxonomy places the organism in Eukaryota, Metazoa, Chordata, Actinopteri, Pleuronectiformes, Cynoglossidae. The transcript has 8 exons. The record is from RefSeq and is a predicted model, not a curated record.
UUGUGGGAGUCUGUUUGUUUCUAACAGCCAUAUUAACAGUUGUGUAAGCCUAUUAGCAGCAGCAGCAGCAGCAGCAGCAGCAGCGUGGGUCAGGGGAGGAGAUUGAGGUUAGUCUAAGCUCUAAUCCCUGUCACCGUAUGCUUAUUUCCAAACAAGUGCAGCCAGACUCUGGCUCCACUCAGGCACAGCUUCUGACGCCAUCACACACUCUUCAUCACAAACUCUUCUUCUGUCAGUCUUAGGUGGAACACCAGCAGAGCUGCACCAGGAGCGUUAGAAGAAGGAGGGGGGAUGAGGAGCAGGAAGUGGUUUCAGAUCUUGGGUUUUCCAGUUAUCAUGGUGAACGCACGCCAUGCUAUUUCCAGAUUCCCGUUGCCAUGGUGACCCGCUCCUGUUCUGUGUCACCUUCUGACAGGAACUCACUGAUGGGACUGUGAAUUACCUGCAAAUUCAGGACAGAAAGGCACGAGGGCACGACACUGCAGGAAUGUUGUGGGAAUAAUACCGGAUUGUUGGAAACCAAUAGAAUGCCAGUACAUCAGAUAUCUGUGGCACCGGUCAAUGAGGUGGACACCGAAGCCAAGACCGCCCCUCGCUCCUCGGACCAGAGAGAGGGAAAGAAAACUUCUGGGUGCACAGGGCGUCGCUCCAGCAACCGUUCUAAGAUCAGCAACAAGAUAACUGAACUCCUCACAACCUCAAGGACAUCCAUCAGUCCUCCUCCUCAGGAGAUAUGCAGCUCUGACCACACGGUGCUGUUGGACGAGGAUGCCUCCAAAUCCCAAAAACACAGUAAACAAACACGCUCGUCUGUGAUGACAGUCACCAACAAAUCCCUGAGCUCUUCGUCCCAGACCCAGAAGAAGUUGGUGAAGAGACGGAGAAGACAGGAGAAAACGGACCGCAGUGAGAGGAAGGGAACCAGGGAACGCUCCUUUAAAAUUCAAAGGGAGCUCCCACCUCGACUACGCCGUGCAGCUGCUGCACUGUCUGAAUCGUCCUCUGAAAACGAGGGGUGGUGCGAGCCCCGCAGCUGGAGCAAAGAGAAAGCUCGCAGAGCGCAUUGGCGCAACGGGAAGAACGAGGCGUACAGGAGUAAAGAUGAAAACAAAACAGACGUCAUGGAGCUGCAGUCACUGGGAUCAGUGGACGAGACAGAGAACCAUCCUGUGGAGGACGACCAGGGGUCACUGAACAAAGAUGAGCAGACGGAAAAGAACGAAGUCUCACAGAAGGGAGACGAGAAGUCACAGUGUUCCUCACAGACGGAGGAGGCUGAGGAGCCCAUCACCAAGACGUACCAGGAGAACAGAACAGAAGAUGGAGACCUGUCAGUGCCCACUCCACAGACGCACUGUGGUGUCAAUGGAGGUGCACCACAGUUCUGCUCUUAUGACUCUGAGCUGGAGGUCUGCAGGAUCUGCCACUGUGAGGGUGAUGACGACUGCCCCCUGAUCACGCCCUGUCACUGCACCGGGAGCCUUAGUUUCGUCCACCAGGCUUGUCUCAACCAGUGGAUCAAAUCCUCCGACACUCGCUGCUGUGAACUCUGCAAGUUUGACUUCAUCAUGGAGACGAAGCUCAAACCUCUUCGCAAGUGGGAGAAACUUCACAUGACCAGGAGUGAGAGGAGAAAGAUCUACUGUUCAGUGUUGUUUCACCUGAUAGCCAUAGCAUGUAUGUUGUGGUCAGUCUACAUUCUGGUCAAAAGAACCACUGAAGAGAUCAGACUUGGGAGAAACGAGGAGUUAUGGAGACUUUCUCUACUCAAGUACUAUUCACAAGAAGUUGUGUUGGAGUGGCCAUUCUGGACCAAGCUGAUCAUGGUGUCCCUGGGCCUGACUGGAGGCGUGGUCUUCAUGUAUAUUCAGUGCAAGGUGUACCUGCAGCUGUGGCGCCGCCUAAAGGCCUUUAACCGCAUCAUCACUGUGAAAAACUGCCCAGACAAAAAUCUGCAUCACUCUCAGACCCGGUCUGAAGCCUUUCCCAGUCACAGGAAAGGAACGACGGCGAUGCCAGUCAGCCCAACACCUGUCCCAGCUCCACAGACGCUGGUGGACUCAGACACCUCAGUGGAAGCUGCAGUUGCACCAGCACAGAACCCCGUCUGACAGAUUCCACCAUCACUCAGAGCACUUCACACACACGAGGUGGUGUGACAGACUUCGUGCUAGUUAUCAAUAACCCGAUCUUCAUCCUCAACAGUCUUGGCAAAGGCUUGGAGAGUGGUGGCUUGGAGGUUAAAGAUGCAGUUUUGGAGCCAGAAGGUUUCAGGUUCCAAUCCACAAGCUGCCAAAAAAAUGGAAAAAACAAAUUCUCUGCUGUCUUUUAUUUACCUGAUAGUUGGUGAAGUAAGACUAGGGACAUAUGGCUAUGAAUGUAGCCCUUCAAUCUUAUCUUAAUGAAAUUGUAAACA